Sceloporus undulatus (fence lizard) is the source of this 2663-nucleotide messenger RNA. RefSeq names its product sosondowah ankyrin repeat domain family member D (gene SOWAHD). Gene Ontology annotation, molecular function: protein binding. The transcript has 3 exons. Bases 690 to 1706 code for a protein of 338 amino acids. NCBI's taxonomy places the organism in Eukaryota, Metazoa, Chordata, Lepidosauria, Squamata, Phrynosomatidae. The record is from RefSeq and is a predicted model, not a curated record.
CGCCAGCAUGUUGCUCUGUUUCUCCCUCAAAGGAGGGUCAGAUCUGUGGGUUUCCCCAUGGUUUCUAAGAUCACUGGCCCUGGGCUGCUCAGCUGCAGGAGGAAGUGCAAAAAUGAGCCAUACUGCGCCUACAGCAGCUUCAUCUGUCCCAGUCAAUAGGGAGAGCAAAGGUCAUGCUGGCGGCUUUUCUGCCGAGCUGCGAAACUCACUGAUGGCAAACUUUGCACAAAGGAGCUCCAAAGAGCCGGCUGGAGGCUGUGCUGAGAGACACGGAAGGAACACACUGGCAGAAGGAGGAGCCCAGAGGACAACGGCAAGGUGCCCAAAGUGGCUCCUAUGGGGUGAGGCCAAAGUCCAAGGAGAAGAGCAGCGACCCCUGGCCGGCAGGUGCAUUUGGAAAGUUUAGUGAAAGAAACAGAAAAUGAAAUUCAGCACUUUCACAGAAAGGCAUUUCUGGCAUUUAAGCGGGAAAGAGCCAUUUUUGGACUAAAGUCGAAAAACUGAAACCAACACUCAUGUCUGACUGAACCAGGAAGCCCUGCAUUUCGAGAGCCUCCCUUCUUAUUGACCAGGAAAGUGAAGCAUCAAAAAUGCAGCUCUGCAAGAAACAGAAGAGGCUUUAAACGAUAGAUGUAGGAAGCCUUGGAAACUUUUGGGAAGCAACAUUUCUGUACCUUGGCAGAGGCAACAUGGCAGAGAAGCGAAAGGAAGAAAGCUUGCAAGAGGGGCAGCUUAAAAUGUCCAAUGAUUUAGCACAAGAAGCAGCUUUCAAGGCUCAGAUGAAGGACACGGUUGGUAGCCAAUCCCCCAGUCCCAGCAUCCGAGCUGGGAGCUUGAUUCUCCAUCGUGGACAGUUGUCCAAUUUCAAUAGAAGCCUGAGUAGGGCCAGCAGACGUUCAGGCAACUGGACAGCAGGGAUGGACACAGCUAGGCUCUCAAUGGGCUGGGGAAGCACCAGGAGGAAAGGACUCAAGGAGAUCCUCCUGCAGACCAGUCAAGUCAAACCCACAUGGCUUACCGCUUCCCAGAGGGACAGCAUCUCUGUUGAUGUUCCAGAAGAUCAGGGACAUCUGGAUGUCAACUCAGAGGAUUUGUCCUUAGCUCUGGACCCUCUGGAACAUGAGUGGAUGCUGACAGUAGCCCAAGGAGAUGCUGAGAACAUCCUUAACUUGCUUGCCAAGGAUCCCAGUUUGCUCUCCAGGAGAGACUUUGUGACUGGCUUUACUGUUCUCCACUGGCUGGCUAAACAUGGUCGCCACGAAGACCUAAUUGAAGUGAUCACCUUUGCCGAGAAGAAUCACUACCCAAUUGACAUCAACAUGUUCACAGCCAGUGGUCGGCUCACCCCUUUGCAUCUGGCUGCCCUUCAGGGCCAUGAGAUGGUCAUCAAAGUGCUGGUGGGAGCCUAUGGGGCCAAUACUAGCCUUCGGGACCACAAUGGACGCAAAGCAUGGCAGUACCUCCAAGCAGAUGCUUCCAGAGAGUUGAAGGAGCUCUCAGGUGCUAGCGAGGAAGACUUGGCUGUAGAAGGUGGAGGAAACACUAACAACAACUGCGCUCCAUCAAAACGAAGUGGCAUCAUCAAUGUUUUGAAAGGGGACUAUAAGGAAGCCAGUGGUGGAAGACAAAGCCAGAGGGCUUCCACAGGAUUGUCUUAUUUCAGGAACAUGUUCAGACAAGCUGUUGCGUUCUUCCAGGAGUUUUAGAAGUUUGCUCAGUGGCUGAAGUGGUUUGAUCUGUUACCUGUGAGUGAAUUCUAACACCAGUCAUCCUGACACGGUGGAUAGAAAGAGGUAGGCAGCCCAGGAGUUGUCCAAUGUUGCUAGAGAUUGCCUCCAAAUUGUUGGCUCAAGCAAACUUGCCCAGGCCUGUCUUUUGGCCACAGGUAGAACUCAGGGGCCUACAGUUCCAAGAAAACAGCUAGAUGGUGUUGAUGUGGCUAAGGCUGUGAACUGGAAGAAGUCUACCAUAUCACUUUGCUUCGUAGAAGGAAGUGUGCAGGUAGGAUUGUUUAUACACUGCAAUUAAAAAGUUUGAAAUUCUGCCCUGGAGGGGAAAAAUUGCAACUCAUGUAUGUUACACUUAAGCAGGAUGCUUUGCGUGCGCACACACGCACACACUCAUUCUCCUUUUUUACACAAUUUAUUCUGAUUUGACUAUGAUUGCAAAGUGUGAGUAUGCCAUAUUGAGCAGUAAAGCUUAACCCCUGGUAAUGUUCAGACAUUAGUCUGGUUUUGGCGAGUUUGGCAGAUACUGCGCAUGAACACACACUUUCAAAUACAUAUUUAGAGCUAUGAAGACUAGAUGUUUGGUAGUGUGAUUCUCAGGGACACAGAAUUCUGUAUCUACUGCAACUUCAAUGGGGGUAGACAUAGUAUUUAAAUCCAGGGUGGAGGUGGCUUCAACCUUGCACAGUCUACUCUCUUUCAUGAAUUCUCAUGAUAGGUAAAGAGGUAUUGUCACCAAUUCCUGGGUGACCCAACCAGUUACUCCUUACUACAAGAUAAUUCACACCUUUCUUUUUUCUUGGAUGAAGUUAUGAAAGUAUUAACUAGUCUGGGUUAUGAAGGAGGAAAUAAAAAUAAUGUCAACACUCCAUGUUCAAAGGUUUCUCAAUACCAUGGGAACCUUUGCAGUUUCAAAUAAAGAAUCCUGAUGGUGCA